This is a messenger RNA of Owenia fusiformis, 2090 nucleotides long. The record is from the annotation of a GenBank genome assembly. Lineage: Eukaryota; Metazoa; Annelida; Polychaeta; Sabellida; Oweniidae.
GGUGGUUUAAACAGCUAAACAUUGAAGAACAACAAUUUAGGACUUGAUUUUCUAUACUUAUCUAUACUGGAGAACUCGAAAUAAACCCUUGAACUGCUUUGUGAACUAAAAACAGCAAAGAAACAUUAACAUUUUCCUCAGAAAUUGACAGGUUCUUUUCGAGAUCAGCUAGAUUAACAUAUACACUAUGGGCCGAGGGUGCUAUACGCCAUUGGGGGGAAUGGAAGGGGGUAUUAUUGCAACCUUUUCGACGGCUCUACAGUUUGUUAUCAGGUGUAUCUUCAUGAAUGAUUGGGCAACUAUUAAAUCAACUAAUCCAACCAACGGUUCGGUAGUGCAAGAGCAAAGAAUGGGAAUAUUCUAUAUGUGUAACCAAAUUGGAGAAGGUGCAAGAGUAUGCCAGUCGACUGUAAACAUGGAUUUCCCUCAUGCGUAUAAAGCAGCAGGUGCAAUGGCUAUCGUUUCCUGCGUAUUUUUGGGUGUCAGCUUCAUCGCUUUCAUAAUCGGUUACGGAGCACUGUAUAAAAACCCGGGCAUCCUCAACGGCAAGUUCUUUGCCUUUCUUGCGGUUGCAGUGUGGAUAUCAACCUUUUGCAACAUUUUGAGCUACACCAUAUUCGGUACUUACAUCGAAACUGCCUUUUAUCACGUCAGACCAUCUGACAGCUCGUCGCUAUUUCUAGGCGGGUUUUACCAAAUGGUGGGCAGUUCGGUAUGCAGUUUGACAGUAGCCAUUUUGCUCAGCUGUGUUCCCGGGGUAAUGGCAAGAAUGCGUGGACAGGGAAACAUCUGGUCGAAUGGAAAAACAAACCACGCUGUUGAACUGGAAGCCAAGUAAUGAUCACCUAAUAAUAAUAAUAAAGAAACGCCAACCUGGGUUAUUCUGUCAACGACAUGAAGAGAAUUGAAAAACAUUAAAGGCAAUACCCCCAACAUAUUCCCUGACUUUUUUUGCUGGCUUAGAACAUGAACAAUCUGAGGACACUCAUAGAACUUCCUACAAACCUGCUUAUGGAAGGACCAAAAUUUGGGUUUUUAGCCUUUAUUUUAGCUUGUGACAGGUACUCAAACGUUUGUUACGACCCAGGUGAUAUGGCAACGAGGUUGAAGCUUCGUCGUUCUUUUAUAGGUUAAACAUCUAGCUAGGGAUAAUUAAUUUCAAUGGUUAAAGAAGGAUUCAAAAUUACAAAGACUUAUUUCCACAAAGCGUACAUUGAGUUCAAUAUAUGCCGUAUAUGCAAAAUAUACUAAAUGAUCCGAUAUUCGCUUUAUCGGCUGAUAAACAACAUUAGUCGUAAAUGCAGCUAAUGAACGAUUUGAGUCGCAUAUGGGGUUGAUUUUCUGAAAAAGAUCACAAGAGCCCAAUAAGAACAGAAACAUCACUGGCUGCUGUUGGGAUGAAGAAUGGUUGCAGUAAUUUGACGUGAUAAAAUUAAAUAUCAAAGUCUACAUACAUUCAACAGCAAUAGGGCAGAUAACACAUUUUCAAAGAUGAUAAACUGAUGACGAUAGUAUUUAGUACUGAUGAACUCUUAAAGUACACCAAUCAAAUACACUCUAAUAUUAUAAAUAAAUAUAUGAAGAAAUGAAUAAAUACAAAAUAAGCACAGUGAAAUAAGUGAGAACUGCAUAAUGGGCCCAGAAGGUCCAUAUUUGUCAUUAUAUGGAGAUAAAUAUUUUUAGUAUUUCAAGAAAUUCUAAAAUAUUUUUGAUGCAGUGUUCCCGAAACUGUAUGAAUAAAUCUUCAAGGGUUUCAUUAUAAGAAAGUCUAUCAUACACAUCGUCCCCUUAUUUCCACAUUGUCAUAAUUGCAUUUUUGCUGAUAUUGAGAAAUCAGGAGUUGAAGAUUUAGGGCUUCAUAACUUAUGAGUAGUAAUUUUUAGAAACUUCUUUUUUUAAUAUGUAAGCCCUUGCAGAGCAAAAAUCACCGAUGAACAAUUAAUAAAACACAUCUUUUUAUGGGUUCUUGUUUUUUAAAUAACAAAAUAACCCUGAAAACUGAAUUUUUAUUCACUUCCAUUUUGUUAUUGUCUGUAUAACAUUAGUCUGCCCAUCUAAUUAUACAGAAUAUUACUCAUGUUCCAUUUUGA